AUGGCGCAGCGCGGGGAGCGCCCGCGGCCUCCCGGGCGCGGCCCGGCCCGGCCCUAUAAGCCCUCGCAGGCUCCGCCUCCGCAGGCUGCGACCCCGCGGCGGCUGCCUGGCUACUCGCUCGCUCCCCGCCAGCGCCCGGCCAUUGGCUUCGUGCGGCGCCGCCGCCGCGCCGGGCCCGCCCUGGAUCCCGGUAGGGCCUGGCGGAGGCGCGGAGCGGUUGGGGGAGAAAAUCUUGGAAUAUCUGAAGUCCAUAUGGCUAUGUAUGAUGAAGAUAUCUUGAAAAAUCCCUUUUAUUUGGCCAUUCAGAAGCGGCGUCCUGAUCUAUGCAGCAAAGUUGCAGAACUCCAUGGUAUUGUCCUAGUUCCAUGCAAAGGGAGCCUUUCAAGCAGCAGUCUGCCCGCCUGCCAGUUUGAAUCAUAUGUUCUGAAGCCGCUAGAAGAAAACUUUCAGACCUUAAAUGGAAAGGAGAUCUUCAUACAAGGAAACCUCAUCAUUUUAGGAACUGGUUUUAAUUACCACCUCUCAGUACCUGUUCUUUUUGAGGAAACAUUUUACAAUGAAAAAGAAGAAAGCUUUAGUAUAUUGUGCAUAGCUCAUCCAUUGGAAGAAACAGAAAGCUCAAGUGAAUCUACAGCUUCAUCAAACUCCUAUUGUCUUAAAAACAUUGAAGAUGUUAGAGAAUUCUUGGGAAGGCACUGUGAGAGAUUUGAUAAAUACAUAGGAUCUUUCUAUAGAACAUUUAAAGAACACGAAAGGAAAAGCCUCCGCCACUACAUAGAUUCUGUCAAUGCACUUUAUACCAAAUGUCUCCAGCAUCUUUUGAGAGAUUCACACUUGAAGAUGCUUGCAAAGCAAGAAGAGCAGAUGAAUCUGAUUAAACAAGCAGUUGAAAUGUAUAUCCACCAUGCUAUUUAUGAUCUAGUCUUUAAAUAUGUGGGGACUAUUGAGGCAAGUGAGGAUGCUGCUUUUAACAAAAUCACGAGGAGCCUUCAAGACCUGCAGCAAAAAGACAUUGGAGUAAAGCCUGAGUUCAGUUUUAAUAUACCACGUGCAAAGCGAGAACUGGGUCAGUUGAACAAAUGUACUUCCCCUCAACAGAAGCUACUUUGUCUGCGGAAAGUGGUACAAAUUAUUAUGCAAUCUCCUAGCCAAAGAGUUAACAUGGAAACCAUGUGUGCAGAUGAUCUUCUCUCUGUUUUGCUGUAUUUGCUUGUAAAAACAGAAAUCCCAAACUGGAUGGCCAACUUGAGUUACAUUAAGAACUUCAGGCUUUGCAGUUCAGUGAAGGAUGAAUUGGGAUACUGUCUAACCUCAAUUGAGGCUGCAAUAGAAUACAUACGACAAGGCAACCUCUCUGACAGAUCAACAGAAUCUGAGAGACUGUGUGACAAGCUGCUUUUAAGACAAAGGAUGAACUUAUCCCAGAUGUCUGCUACUCCAAUAGACUGCUUAUUUAAGCAUAUUGCUUCGGGUAAUCAGGAGGAAGUGGAGCGAUUACUAAGUCAAGGUGACAGUGAUAAGGACACUGUACAGAAAAUGUGUCACCCGCUCUGUUACUGCGACAAAUGUGAGAAACUAGUUUCUGGGAAACUGAAUGAUCCUUCCAUUAUCACUCCCUUUUCCCGAGAUGACCGAGGAUACACACCACUUCAUAUAGCUGCUAUUUGUGGGCAAGCAGCAUUCGUGGAUUUACUAGUAGCCAAAGGAGCUGUUGUCAAUGCUACGGAUUACCACGGUUCAACUCCGCUUCAUCUUGCCUGUCAGAAGGGAUAUCAGAAUGUUACGCUUCUCUUGUUGCACUAUAAGGCAAGUGCUGAUGUUCAGGACAAUAAUGGAAAUACUCCACUUCAUUUAGCCUGCACUUACGGUCAUGAGGAUUGCGUCAAAGCUUUAGUCUACUAUGAUGUGCAUUCCUGCAGGCUAGAUAUUGGUAAUGAAAAGGGAGAUACUCCUCUUCAUAUAGCUGCUCGGUGGGGCUAUCAAGGGAUCAUAGAAGUGCUUUUGCAAAAUGGGGCAAAUCCAGAAAUUCAAAACCGCAUGAAAGAGACUUCCCUACAGUGUGCAUUGAAUUCCAAGAUUUUGUCAUUGAUGGAACUAAACUAUCUAGCGUUUGAAAGAGGACAGUGCGCUUCCGAGUCACCGCUUAGGUCUCCUCAGCUCUCAGCAGAAACCUUCAGCAGAGGGUCGUCUGUCUCAAGCCUGUCAUCAGCAUCAACUGAAAUUAGGCAAGAAGAAGUAAAAAGCAGUUAUAAAGAGGUGGAAAAACUCCUAAGAGCAGUUGCUGAUGGAGAUCUGGAAAUGGUACGUUAUCUCUUGGAAUGGAUGGAAGAAGAUUUAGAAGAUGAGGACGACACAGUCAGUAUAUCGAAACCGGAAUUCUGCCAUCCAUUAUGCCAGUGCUCAAAAUGUGGGCCAGCACAAAAGAAGUUUGGAAGGAUCUCUGCUAACGGGCUUGGAGUCAAUGUUUCAAACCAAGAUGGUUUUACGCCGUUGCACAUGGCUGCGCUGCACGGGCACUCGGAGCUCGUCUCGCUCUUGCUGAGGCACGGAGCCCGCAUCAGUGCCAGGAACGCAAAACACGCCGUUCCUCUUCAUCUGGCCUGCCAGAAAGGUCACUUCCAGGUGGUAAAGUGUCUGAUGGAUUAUAAUGCUAAACAAAAUAAAAAGGAUAUAUAUGGGAAUACUCCUUUAAUUUAUGCAUGCUUGAAUGGUCAGUAUGAGACUACUGCCUUGUUGUUACAGCAUGGAGCUGCCGUUAACCUGUGCAAUGCCAAGGGGAACACAGCGCUGCACGAGGCGGUGCUGGGGAGGCACGAGGCGCUGGUGGAGCUGCUGCUGCGCAGCGGCGCGGUGCCGCACGUCAGGAACCACAGGAACUGCACCCCGGCCGACUGUGCUGAGCCCGUGAGUGCGCAGAGCUCGUUUCUAAACUUCCACAUGCACAACCCGGGAAAGAAGGCAAAUAAUUCAAAUAUCAUUAAGUUGCUGGAAACAGCACCCAGCUGUGCGCCUACAGCAGCAGAGAGAGGGAAGGAGUGUGAGCAGCACGCUACUAUCAAGAUAAGAAGAAAAGUGAAUUCUAAGCCAUGUGAGAAAGCCGAUGAUCCCAUAAGCAGACAACUUCAACUGGUCCAAUCAAUUAACAGAUUUAACAAAGCAAAACAUUUACGGAGAACAAUAACAAGAGAUAAAAGUGUCCCUAAUUUUGACUAUCAGUUAUUGCAUCAGUUAGCUAUUAAAAGCUUUGAUAAAACCAAGUUAAAAUCUGUUGAAACGCUGGACCAGAGCAAAGUUAAGGUUGACACAGGAUGCAGUGGUGAGUUUGUGAAGCACGACGACGUGAUGGAAGUUCCUCACAGGAGUAAAUUAAUGCACAGAAGACACACUGUUAAUGUGCCUCUUUCAGCAGAGAACGUCGGCGAUAAUAUUUUAUCCAGCCCUAGAAAUCCAAGUAUUUCACAGUCAAGAGACUGCUGCGAUGACUUGCUUUCAAAACAUUGACAAGGGAAGUACAAAUUUGGUGUCAAAAGCUGGGGAAGGAGGUGGUGGUAAUUUUCAAUAACCCUUCACUAUAUAUCGGAGAAUUCAGUUGACACGUGCAAGUCACAGCGUGGAACACGGGGCGACUCUUCAGCAGAAACAGAAUGUUCUGGCGCUUUCAAAGACCGAAUCCUGUUUAUGUUGGAGGUAACUGCAUAGCUGGAUCAUUCCUGAUCUCACCAAACAGGGACGUACCGAGAUGUUGGCAGCAAAAUUACUUUCCUAUUUUACUUAGCACUUACUAAAAAACUAUAUGUAACAGUAAACCAAAUGAAACCCCGUAUUGUAUUUUUCAGCCACCCGCUUUGUUUUUAAAAGUCUUUGAAUAAUUUUUGCUUUUUCAGUUUUUAUCACUACAUUGGAUAAGUAUAUAAAUAUAUAUAUUUAUAUAUAUAUAAAGAUAUAUUGGAUAACAAGGUAUUUAUUGCCAGAGGUAAUUGAAAUGUCUCUAUUUUUAUUGUAAUGUUACAAACAAUUAUAGUAUAUAUUUCUGUAUAUUUCAGUAGCUGGGAAAACAAUAGUCCAUAACACGUGUGACGCUGCAUUAGAAAUGUAUACAUGCUAUUAAUGUGAAGGGAUAUAAUACUUGCUAAUGCCUUUGCAAUGCUCCCCUGUAUUGGAUCUGCAAGAGCAAGUUCUUAUACAGGAGCCAAAAUACUGGGGAAAAAGUACAGGGCCCUUGACAAAGCUGGGCUUUGGACUCGCUGGUCACAGCUUAAUUUAAAAAUAAAGGCAGAAGCAAGCAUGUAUAAGGAUACACCAAAUUGUUUUAAGUUGGCAUAUGGGGUUUUUUUCCCCUGUCUAAAGCAAGUAAUGCAAAAAUGCACAAAUAUUCACGAUUCUGAACCUGGGCAGCAUCUGCAGACAAAUCUGCUUAGGAGCCGGUUCUGGACUUCUCUUUAAAAAGGUGAAAUUCCAAUUAUUCCAAUUAUCCAAUCUCCCAUGGGUAAGCAUUUGUUGCAAUAGGCCAAAUAUUCCUAGAGGUGAUCACUGAAGAACUGAAAGUUUGCAGGUUACUAUGAGAUGGCUGCUUAGAUUUCAGACUUCAUUUUCUACUGUUCCAGUUGCGGUAAGAGAAGCGGAAAUAGCACAAGCCAGGUUUCUAAGUGCAGGAUUCUUUAUUCUUGGCUCAUCACAUCCAGCUUGCAUUUUAUUUCCUAAACUAUUAGUAUGAAUAAUUGUAUUUCUUUUAACUGUGGUAUUAGGAAGCUGCUUGGCAAAGUAAAAAGCUGGAAUACAUACUGGUCAUUUUUUCAAGUAACUUUUUAAUUCAAGAGGUAAAAUGUGCAAUAAGUGCACGUAUGGACGUUUGGAGAUGAGGGUCACGGGUUUAUUUUUCUAAUAAUUUAUGAGCUCAUCUGAUUUUCUAAUGUGCCUUGGAUUUGUGCCAAAUGAUUGAAUGAAAAAACUAGUAAAAUGACUCUUGAAAAUGC
Messenger RNA from Columba livia (rock pigeon), 4973 nucleotides. It is a transcript of the gene ANKRD27, whose product is annotated as ankyrin repeat domain 27. The coding region runs from base 1 to 3501 and encodes 1166 amino acids. Gene Ontology annotation, biological process: neuron projection morphogenesis; early endosome to late endosome transport. Gene Ontology annotation, cellular component: neuron projection; transport vesicle; late endosome. The record is from RefSeq and is a predicted model, not a curated record. The transcript is spliced from 29 exons. NCBI's taxonomy places the organism in Eukaryota, Metazoa, Chordata, Aves, Columbiformes, Columbidae. Gene Ontology annotation, molecular function: guanyl-nucleotide exchange factor activity; SNARE binding.